GUCAAACUUUGUUGUAGAACAUAAUGCCGUUUGGUUUGAAGGAAACCGUAUUAUUCACGGAGAGGGACAGUUGCGGAAAUAAUUAAAGAUGUCUUUAUCCCAGAUUCAGAGUCUGAGACUGGCAGCUGUGCUGGAGGACUGUUCAGACCAGUUGGACAUAGUGGGACUUACUGUGGCAGUGCAGAUAGACAAGGAGCGAGGCUCUGCAGCGGCACAGGAGAAAGCCAGACUGACCAAGCUGAGGAGAGACUGUCAGUACGUCUCUCAGCAGGUGUUGAAGCUGCAUUUGGAGCUGAAGGAGAAGCAGAGAAUCAGUUCUUUGCUGCAGGUGGUGGAGGAAGUGGAGCAGAAGAAGAAGGCUGAGGACAUGAGAAGAGAGGCAAAGAAAGAGCUGGAGCAAAGAAUGCAAUCUAUACUGAGACAGAAAGAUGAGUUCCAACAAAAAACUGAGACACUGAAGGACAUGACCCAGCAGGCCAGAGACAUGAAGUAUCAGCUGAAUGAGACGUCAUCAAGGUUUGCAGACAAGAAGAAGCUUGAGGAGAAAAGCAUGGUGCUGCAGCUUCAGCAGGUGCAAAGGGAGACCAGCCAGACUGAGAGGCAGCAGGAGGACCAGCGGGAGCUGCUGCAGAUACAGCUUAUGGAGGAGAGAAGAGUUCACGAAAAGUCAGAGAAAUUCCUGCAAAAUCGUCACAAGGAGUUGCAGCAGCAGCUGAAGCAGUGGCAGCAGCUCACAAAGCAGAUGCUGCAGGAGAAGGAGCAGAAGCUCAACAGCGUGUGCUGCAAAAGAACGGUGAAUAUGGACAGGCUGUUGGAGAUGAGGAGGAAGUUCAGGGAGAUGGAGCAGGUGGUGAUGGAGGACAGGGAGGAGCAGGAGAAGCUGCGACUACAGCAGGCGGAGGCCAGAGCUGCUACCAAGCUGCAGGCAUGGUGGAGAGGCUGCAUGGUCCGCCGGGGCCUCGGCAGUUUUAAAAAAGCAGAAGAUGACAAGAAAGGCAAGAAGAAGAAGAAGGAAGGAAAGAAGAAGAAGAAGAAGAAAUGAG
Molecule: messenger RNA, 1043 nt
Organism: Anoplopoma fimbria (sablefish)
Lineage: Eukaryota; Metazoa; Chordata; Actinopteri; Perciformes; Anoplopomatidae
Gene: drc9
Product: IQ motif containing G
Exons: 10
Coding region: 89-1042 (317 amino acids)
Biological process (GO): cilium organization
Cellular component (GO): cytoplasm; motile cilium
Molecular function (GO): protein binding
Source: RefSeq, a predicted model, not a curated record